GGCGGGCGGGAGCAGAAGCGCCCCCCUCAGGCGCCGGCGGGGCCGAGACUGCGCUGCCCGUCGAAAUCUAGCUCCGCGUCCGGGAUGUGGAGCGUUCGCCAGACCGGCCGAUGCUGGCCUCUUCCCAGAAGCCGGUUUUGUUUGUUUUCCGCCUAAAUUCGUGUGUAGGAAUAGGUAAUGGCAAAGUACGGAAACUUUUUUUGAAAAGAAUACAAAUCUGAAGUGAUUAAAUGCCCUCAAACUCCCACAUACCGGCUAUAGCUCUGUCAGUGUGUUAUGAUGCCGUCUCGUACCAACCUGGCUACUGGAAUCCCCAGUAGUAAAGUGAAAUACUCAAGGCUCUCCAGCACAGACGAUGGCUACAUUGACCUUCAGGGAGAAACUAACUGCUAAAGCCAGCAAAUUGUGGGAAUCUUCCUUCUUUCCUGAUGUCAUGAGAUCCAAUUUAUUAAAGUUUAAGAAGAGCCCUCCUAAGAUCCCAUAUAAGGCCAUUGCGCUUGCUACAGUGCUGUUUUUGAUUGGUGCCUUUCUCAUAAUCAUAGGCUCCCUCCUUCUGGCUGGCUAUAUCAGCAAAGGGGGGGCAGACCGAGCCGUUCCUGUCCUGAUCAUUGGCAUUCUGGUGUUCCUGCCAGGAUUUUACCACCUGCGCAUUGCCUACUAUGCUUCCAAAGGCUACCGGGGUUACUCCUACGAUGACAUUCCAGAUUUUGAUGACUAGCGCCCACCCUCAACCCUGAGAAGAAGAAACACAGAUGGGACUGAGAACAGAAACUGGCUAAGGAAUUCUGUAGUUUGCAGAAGUUAAACAAAAGAAUGGCCAGAUUUAAAGGUCCACCCUCAGGAUGUCAACCGAGCAUACAAUUACAAAUUAACUGGCCCUGGCAAAAGCUGACAACUUUUUCCACACAAAUAUCUAUCUUGGAAGAAUAGCAAUGUUAAUGGUGUGGGAAAGCAGGAGGUUAUUAUAUAGCGGAAGGUGUUACUGCUGCCACCCUUUUUAGAGUUCAGCAUUUCUUUUAAAUAGUCCUCAUUGUCAGUUUGUUUUGGUGGCAAAUGGAAGAAUUCAAUAUGUCAAAUUUCAUAUUACUAGUAAUUUAUUUUGAAAACAUCUAAGUAUCUUACCCCUACACUCAUCCUCUAACUUUGUGUUCUAGUGGAAGACCUUGGCAAAAUCAAAUGUCAGUGUGGGUGCAUCUGUAAUAUUUUUUACUUGCUUUCUCAUUAAUAGCCAGGACUUUUUUAAAUCUCAGAGCAAGUUUCCAAAAGGUAAACAUUUUCUCUGCUCAGGAAUCCUUGGUCAGCUUUGAUUUGGUCCACCAGUAAGUUGACCAGUGUUUAAUUUGGGUCAUUCUGUUCUUUGUAGAUCAAGGUGUUCUGUAUAUCAUGCCUUUAAGGACUGGACUUUGGCUGUUUCCUAAGGAAAAAAUGUAGAUAAAUGGUUGUUACUUAGAGAUUAUAAACCUCUUAUUAGCACCUUAUAUUAUGAUGUCAUUCUGCUGAAGAUUGCAAGACUCAGCCUGGAUCCCUAGGUGGACCAGACUGCCUUAAUUUGAUUCUGCUUCCUAGCUUGCACAAAGUGACAUAUUCAAAAGAAAUUAAAAUGCCAAAAUCUAAA
This is a messenger RNA of Canis lupus familiaris (dog), 1615 nucleotides long. It is a transcript of the gene TMEM230, whose product is annotated as transmembrane protein 230. Gene Ontology annotation, cellular component: synaptic vesicle; endomembrane system. Bases 356 to 718 code for a protein of 120 amino acids. The record is from RefSeq and is a predicted model, not a curated record. Lineage: Eukaryota; Metazoa; Chordata; Mammalia; Carnivora; Canidae. Gene Ontology annotation, biological process: synaptic vesicle transport. The transcript is spliced from 6 exons.